AUGUCCGAACAUACGGCCGACUUCAUAUAUCCCAUUGGCAAGGCCCUCCAAUUGAAUGCCAGCCUCAGCAAUACUGCAAACAAACAGCAGACGUCACUGCAAGUGAAAGUGAAAGAGCGAAAACAGCCUUGGACACUUUCUUGCGGCAUGAUAGUUGAGAUAGAGGAUGGCUUAGAUGGAUCAGAACCGCUAGAGGGUCUACAAAAGGGCGACGAGGCGUUUCUAAAGAUGUUUGAUCGGAGAUUCGCGCACCAGCAUCGACAAGACAACGGGGUUGAUACAUGGUCCGAGGAUGUCGAAAAUGAGGUUUUGGCAAGCUUACGCUCUGGAAAGACGGAGAGCUUUCUAGACAAACUUCAUACCAUUCCACAUUUUCAAGAGGACACCGAGGAGGACUGGGACACUGCGGAAAACGAGGCUUAUCUCGCUGACGAAUUACGAAAGUGGUUCAACUCGGAAACUGCGAUAUAUUCCCGCCUUCAACAGCACCAAGGAAAGAUUAUCCCUCGCCUUUUAGCCAGUAUCACCCUCGGUGUGCCCCCACCUGAUUCGGCCCUUAAUACACAACAGCAAGAACUCUAUCAACUCAAAGGCAUCUUGCUACAAUACCUCUCGGGCUUCUCUCUAUCUUCCAUGAUACAAAACACACCCAGAUCCUCAUGGCAAGGCAUUGUCGACCAAGCAAUUCAGAUAGUUCAUGUUCUCGGUGACAACGACAUUCUCAACACCGACGUUCGCCCAGACAACUUUGUAGUUGUUCCCAAGGAUCAGGCGUACCGGGUGUUCAUGAUAGACUUUGGGCAAUGCAGACUUCGGAGAAAGGAUGAAUCUGAUGCGGAGUGGGGACGAGCGAAGUGGACUCAAGACGAAGAAGGUGCUGUGGGGGCUGUCAUGAGAACAAGGUUGAGCCAGCUUCAGUACGAACCGUCUUGGAGGUAUCUGCCCUGGGCUCCUGGUGAGAAUGACUGA
Messenger RNA from Clonostachys solani, 969 nucleotides. The record is from the annotation of a GenBank genome assembly. Lineage: Eukaryota; Fungi; Ascomycota; Sordariomycetes; Hypocreales; Bionectriaceae.